UAAAUUCGUCCUAGAUAUAUAGCUUAUUGAUUAUAUACAAUAAUACAUUACGUUGUUAAAGCAUCAUUUCAAUCAUUCAAGAUGUCAAUUAAAGUUAUGAACACUAAAUCAAGUGAUUACAAACGUGUAUUCGACCACUUUGAUGAAGAUGGCAACGGCAUGGUGUCUCCAAAAGAAUUGCAACGUCGUGUAGGAUUGAUAUGCAAUGAAGAGGUUUUAGUCGAAGACCUAGAGAUUGUCGUCCAAUCGUUGCGUAAUAUUGGAGAGUUGGGGUUUGAAGAUUUUGUUAGUUUGGUGGAAAGUGAUGAGCAGAAAGAAGAGGAGAAGCUUGAGGACUUGAGAAAGGCGUUUAGAAUGUACGAAAUGGAUGGAACCGAUUGCAUUACUCCAAAGAGCUUGAACCGGAUGUUGAAUCGACUUGGUGAGUCGAUAAGUGUGGAUGAGUGUGUUGGUAUGAUUAAUCGGUUUGAUCUUAAUGGCGAUGGUGUGCUUAACUUUGAUGAAUUUAGAGCUAUGUUGGUUUGAUAUUUCUAAGUUUCACAUAUGUAUAUAUAUUUAAAACAUGAAAAUAUAGAUUAAUUGUUGAUUUGUUGACAUAUACAUAACAUUUUUAAAGGAUUUUAUUCAUUUAGUUUUCUAUAUAAAUAUAUAUUUCCAGGUUGUUAGCUUUU
Messenger RNA from Erigeron canadensis, 671 nucleotides. Its product is annotated as putative calcium-binding protein CML23. The transcript has a single exon. Gene Ontology annotation, molecular function: calcium ion binding; enzyme regulator activity. Lineage: Eukaryota; Viridiplantae; Streptophyta; Magnoliopsida; Asterales; Asteraceae. The record is from RefSeq and is a predicted model, not a curated record. The coding region runs from base 82 to 525 and encodes 147 amino acids.